GCAGUCAUCUCGGUGUAGCGUGCUUACGUAUGCGUCAGUAAUUUUCAGACGACUCCAGCAAAUUGACUGCGUAAAACUCCAAGAAGAGGGUGUUUGUACAUUUUGGUACUGUAUUUGGGACACAAYUUAUCGGAACAUAUUUUACGUUGUGUGAAUGUAGAUGCUUCAUGUAUAUACCUAUUUAAAUACUCUCCCAGACUAUCUGGAAACAACGAAGCCGCUUGUUCUUUAACCAUCGACAUGUUCAAGCGCGGAUCUAAAAAACGACGGUCGAAUCGCUCGCAGGAGGAGGAAGACCCAGACCGGGGACAACCAUGUAUAAGAUGUGGAGACCAGUGUCCUGGCUUUCGCAUGCAUGGCUGGAGAAAGAUUUGUGUGCACUGUAAGUGUGUGCGUGAGGAGCAUGCAGUGCGGGCGGUGCCGGGCCAGCUGGAGAGGAUGAUGAUGAAGCUGGUUUCAGACUUCCAAAGACACUCCAUCUCUGAUGACGACUCGGGCUGUGCAUCCGAGGAGUACGCCUGGGUCCCACCUGGACUCAAGCCUGAACAGGUGUAUCAGUAUUUCAGCUGUAUCCCGGAGGACAGAGUGCCCUAUGCUAACAGCUCAGGAGAGAGGUACCGCAUCAAACAGCUCCUUCACCAGCUACCAGCCCACGACAGUGAGCAUCAGUACUGUAACCAUCUGGAUGAGGAGGAGAAGAAGGAGCUUUGUCUGUUCAGUCAGCAGAGGAAGAGGGAGAACCUGGGCAGAGGCAUGGUCAGACUGUUCCCUGUCACCAUGACCGGAGCCAUCUGCCAACAGUGUGGCAGACAGAUCUAUGGUGGGGACAUUGCAGUGUUUGCCAGCCGAGCGGGGCACGGUAGCUGUUGGCACCCUCAGUGUUUCCAGUGUGCCUCGUGCACUGAGCUGCUGGUAGACCUCAUCUACUUCUACCAGGACGGACAGAUCUACUGCGGCCGGCACCACGCUGAGAGAAUGAAACCACGCUGCCAGGCCUGUGAUGAGAUCAUUCUAGCAGAUGAGUGUACGGAGGCAGAGGGCCGACACUGGCACAUGAAGCAUUUCUGUUGUUUUGAGUGUGAGGCAGCGUUGGGAGGGCAGCGGUACAUCAUGAGAGAGAGCCGGCCGUACUGCUGCUCCUGCUAUGAGUCCUUCUAUGCAGAGUACUGUGACACCUGUGGGGAACACAUAGGUAUAGACCAGGGUCAGAUGACCUAUGAGGGCCAGCACUGGCAUGCAGCCGAGUCGUGUUUCUGCUGUGCCCGCUGUCGGCUCCCCCUGCUGGGGCGGCCCUUCCUCCCGCGUGGGGGCCUUAUCUUCUGCUCCAGGCCCUGCUCCCUGGGAGAGGACCCAGAUAACUCAGACUCGUGUGACUCUGCCCUCCAGAGCCGGCCUCCGCAGCACAGACACUGUGAGACUGCAGAGAAGAUCCAACAGUCGCAGCGCUGCUCCCCACAGCAACCACCAGAGGGAGCCAACAUCCCUGUUGUCCCAGGAAAAGACUGUGUUCAUGCUGCACAGGAAAAUAAAGGUGUUCACAUCUCUACUGAYGUUCCAAAUGGAGUCUCCCCACCACCCAACGGUCAUCGUAACCUCAGAAGGUCCUACUCUCCACUUCCCCACUGUCGCUUAKCCAAUGGCUGGGCACCAUCUUGGCCUGUCGACCAAUCUCUCAACAGUUUGCACACUGGAGACUGUGACAAGCAUCCAGGCAGUAGUCUGGAGUUUUUAGGAGAGCCCAACGGCUACGCUGGACACCCCCUCACCAGUUUCAGUAGAGGAACUUCUACUGCAAAGGACUGUGGGAACUGGGUGGAGAAGAGUAGUCAAGUUACGAAAGUGUUUCCUCCCCCGAGGAAUUCCUCCUUACCUGCAUCACUAAACCACCCCAGUCCUGCUGACCCGCCGCCCCUCCCAGCCCCUCUACCCACCAAGUCUCGUGAUUUGAUGACCAAGCCAAAUCUGCACCAACCAGAACCAAGCUCCCCUGACCAUAGUCCCCAAUCAUUUCGCAGUGGGACAGCCAGGGUCAGCUUCCGAGAGCCAAUCAGCUGCAGCUACUCUGUGAAUGAGGAGGAAGAAGAAGAAGAAGAUGAGGAGAAAGGAGAAGAUGAGGAGAAAGGAGAAAAGGAAGAAGAACAGGUGGAGAGGGAGGAAGAGGAUGGAGGUUUUGGGCGCAGGUUACAUAUGGAAAAGGGCAUUCCACCUCAAAUGGACCUACUGGAUGGUUCAUACCAACAUCGUAGUUUACGGCGGGGGUGGAACCGCGGCCGUGUGGCCUCCGACUCCAUUCUCCACCUAGGCACAGAGACACGCUUCCGUCACUCUCUGCCUGAUCGGCCCCGUCUGGAUGCUCUAGAAUGGAGAGGACAGCGGGAGAGUGCUUCCCUCUCUUCCCCUGGCACCACAGAGCCCCUGUCACUCACCCUCCAGCCAGCCCAGUACAACAAACACGAGGACUCCUGCUCAACCUGCUCCUCCUCCUCAGAAUCAGAGGAAGAGGGUUACUUCUUGGGGCAGCCCAUCCCCUUGCCCCCCCAGCUAACCCGAAGGCCCCCGUCGGUGGACGGAGAGGGGGAUGGAGAGACGAAAGGAGUGAAGGACAGGGGUUUGAGGAACAGCCUGAGAAGGAGGAAGAGGAGAGCAAAUAGCCUUGGCGCAAAGGACAAAGACACAAACUGUGCAAUCUCCUAACUUUGACCCUCACAGACCCAGUGAAAAUUAUUCUUAUUCAACAAGCAAGCCAAUGUUCAAUAUCACAAAAAUAAAUCUGUAAUAUGUUGGUAUUCCUUUGGGAUACUUUGAACACAAUACUCCUAUGCAGCAGACUUAUUCAAAGAUGGAGUAAACUACUGUACUAUGACGUAUCACAUAUUAGUGUUCAGAAUAUGAUUUAAAAUAUUUUUUUAUGCGUUUUAUAUUUGUAUAUUGUUUCGGGCACGUUUUUGCACAGUAAAAUGAAACUUGCAUCCA
Molecule: messenger RNA, 2973 nt
Organism: Salvelinus sp. IW2-2015
Lineage: Eukaryota; Metazoa; Chordata; Actinopteri; Salmoniformes; Salmonidae
Product: prickle-like protein 2
Molecular function (GO): zinc ion binding
Source: RefSeq, a predicted model, not a curated record